Messenger RNA from Xenopus tropicalis (tropical clawed frog), 1101 nucleotides. RefSeq names its product INO80 complex subunit E (gene ino80e). The transcript has 8 exons. The record is from RefSeq and is a predicted model, not a curated record. Lineage: Eukaryota; Metazoa; Chordata; Amphibia; Anura; Pipidae. Gene Ontology annotation, cellular component: Ino80 complex; nucleus. Gene Ontology annotation, biological process: chromatin remodeling. The coding region runs from base 255 to 980 and encodes 241 amino acids.
GUGUGAGUAUUCGGUGCCUUAUAGUAUUGUGUCUUCUUACUGUGGCGCAACGGCUAAAGUACUCCGGGUGCCGGGCCGGCAUCAUGGUUCCUACACACCGUGUUGUCAGGGUUGUUUCCUUCGAGAAUGUGGGUGUCAGGGCUCUAAUGUGCUCCCCGUACCCUGCCCCCGCCGUGUGUAACGGGUACGCCCCGUAUUGAUACAGUUGGUCGGUACAAUCUCCCCGGGGCUCGGCCGGUGCCUCCGGCGCAGAGAUGAACGGACAGGCCGACGAGGAGGUGGAUUAUAAGCGCAAAUACAAGAACCUCAAGCGCAAACUCAAGUUCCUCAUCUAUGAGCAGGAAUGUUUCCAGGAGGAGCUGAGGAGAGCACAGAGGAAACUACUGAAAGUCUCCCGGGACAAGAGUUUCCUAUUGGACAGAAUCCUGCAGUAUGAGAAUGUGGAUGAGGACUCAUCAGACUCGGAUGUGACCGCCUCGUCGGAGAACAGUGACACAGAAGGGGGCCGCGGACCCAGCACCCCCCCUACCAAGCGGAAGAGAAGCCCUCCUGCCGGCUCGGCCUCCCCUCAGCCACCCUCCUGCACAUCUGGUCUGUCUCUGCACACAGCGGGGGGCCCGUACCUCAGCGCAAUGAGCUCACCCCCUUACACCCCGUUUCCCUCGGAAUAUCUGGCUCCUCUCCCAAACUCCACGCCCCCCAAACCUGAACGUGCCAAGAGAGAUGGGAAGAAUCGUGGGGUUAAACCUAAGAAGCCCAAGAUACCCCUCAGCUCCUCUCCCAGCUGCGGUGGGGUUCUCCCUUUCAGCCCUCGUUCAUCCAGCCUCCCGCCUCUGUCCUCCUCUUCCAAGCACACCCCCCCGCCAACCAUCCUCAGCACCGUACCCCAGCAGAUGUUCAGCGACGGUGGGGAAGGGAGUGGAGAUGAAGGCCCGGAUGGGGACGAAGAGGACGAUUUAGUUAUCGACAUUCCCGAGUAAACGCCUCCAGUUGGUGAACUUUAUUUUCUUCUAUUGCCCGUUUCCAGUAUUUCUAACUUAAACAUGUAAAUAUUUUUUAAUAAACGCGUCUGGCUGAUACGAGGCGCAUCAUUGGCUCUAA